Molecule: messenger RNA, 4377 nt
Organism: Nothoprocta perdicaria
Lineage: Eukaryota; Metazoa; Chordata; Aves; Tinamiformes; Tinamidae
Gene: PIGO
Product: phosphatidylinositol glycan anchor biosynthesis class O
Exons: 11
Coding region: 1-3402 (1133 amino acids)
Biological process (GO): GPI anchor biosynthetic process
Cellular component (GO): endoplasmic reticulum membrane
Molecular function (GO): mannose-ethanolamine phosphotransferase activity
Source: RefSeq, a predicted model, not a curated record
AUGCCGCGCUGGCCCGUGCUGCUCUUCCUGGCCUGGGUGUCGCUGCUCUUCGCGGCCGGGCUCGGGCUCUUCCUGAGCGGCUUCCUGCUGACGCGCGCGGAGCUGCCGCAGCGCAGCUCGUGCGCGGAGCCGCCGGGCCCGGGCCCGGGGCCGUGGCCGUGGCGCGGGCAGCGCCCGCCGCGCUCCUGCUGGCUGCCGCGCCGCUUCGCCCGGGCCCUGCUCGUGCUCAUCGACGCCCUGCGCUUCGACUUCGCCGCCGCCGCCGCGGCGCGCGGCCGCCCGCGCCACUACCACGGCAAGCUGGGCGUCCUGCGGCAGCUGGCGGCCGCGCAGCCCCGCCACGGCCGCCUGUACCGCUUCCGAGCCGACGCGCCCACGGCCACCAUGCAGCGCAUCAAGGGCCUCACCACCGGCUCGCUGCCCACCUUCGUCGACGUGGGCAGCAACUUCGCCAGCUACGCCAUCCGCGAGGACAACCUGCUGGCGCAGCUGGUGCACAACGGAAGGAGAGUGGUCUUCAUGGGAGAUGACACUUGGGAAGGACUCUUCCCCAAGAUGUUUCACCGCUCGUAUUUCUUCCCUUCUUUUAAUGUGAAGGAUCUUCAUACUGUCGACAAUGGGAUCCUGCAGCAUCUCUAUUCAACCGUGGAUGGUGGCGAGUGGGACUUGCUCAUUGCCCACUUCCUCGGUGUGGACCAUUGCGGGCACAAACACGGGCCUGACCAUCCCGAAAUGGCUAAGAAGCUCCUCCAGAUGAAUGAGAUGCUCAGGACCUUGGUAGAGCGUCUGGGAAAUGACACCCUGCUUGUGGUGGCUGGGGACCAUGGCAUGACGGACACCGGAGACCACGGAGGGGACAGCGAGAAAGAAGUGAAUGCGGCGCUGUUUGUGUACAGCAAAACACCCCUGUUUGGGACUGACCCUCCUGAGGAGCCCGAGGUCGUUCCCCAGGUGAACCUGGUGCCCACCUUGGCCUUGCUGCUGGGCGUGCCCAUCCCCUACAGCAGCAUCGGCGAGGUGAUGGCCGAGCUCUUCGCCACGGACGGCGACGCCGUGUCUGCAGCCUUGCAGCAGCUCGACGUCUAUCACAUCAAUGCCAACCAGGUGGACCGGUUCCUGCGCUCCUACUCGCUGGUGGCGCAGGACCUGCCGACGGAGGAGCUCCAGCAGCUGCAGGACAUCUUCUCCAGCGCCGUGGAGGAGCACGCCCAGCUCGUGGCCCACGUGCAGGAGGAGAAGCCAUCGUCGCCGGAGCUGCAGGCCAGGCUGGGGAGGCUGCUCGGCCGCUUCCAGCGCUACCUGCGGGAGGCGCGGGCCGUGUGCGCGCGGAGCUGGGCCCGCUUCCGCCCGCUGCGCAUGGUGGCCGGCUGCGCCCUCAUUGCUGCCUCCUGCCUGCUCUGCUACGUCGCCUCGGCGCUGCCCGCCGCGCCGGACUCCUUCUACCGCAGCUGCCUCCUGGCCCCGCUGCUCUGGGGCCUGGCCGCAGCCCUGCUGCUGGGGCUGGCCUGUGCUGUCAUGCAGGAGGGGCUGGACCUCCUCGUGGUGUCUUCCUGGGCAGCCGCGGUUUCUCAGGUGGCCUUUUUCUGGCGCUGGUGGGGCCGGCAGCCCAAGCGAGCCCACUCGGCAAGCAGCCAUCCCCCUGUGGCCAGCAUCAGCCUGAGGCAGCGCCUGCAAGCGUGCCCGGCGCUGGCCUUUCCCAUGGGAAUCCUCCUCUUCCGCUGCGGAGCCAUGUUCUCCGACAGCUUCGUGGUGGCCGAGGCCCGGGUCGUCCCGUUCCUGCUGGCCUCGCUGGUCGCGCUGCUGGUGGGGAAGCUCCACUGGGACGGGCGCUUGACGGUGCCCGAGGGCCCCAGGCAGCAGCUCCUCAGCUCCUCCUCGUACCGCAAGGAGAGCUGGCACCUGCUGUACCUCGUGGCCGCGCUCCUGCUCUGCGUGCGCCUCUCCGCCGCCUUCCACCAGUGCCGGGAGGAGAGCCCGCAGUGCCGGCCCUCGCUCUUCCUCGCGCCGCUCGCCGGCCUGCGGGACGCGCGGGCCAAGAACCUCUUCUACCUGGCGUGCGUGGCCGCGCUCGUGGCGCUGGUGUGCGCGGUGCGGCGCUGGCUGCGCCACUGCGGCAACCUCAACGGCUCCGAGCCCGCCGUGCUCUUCGUGCGCUGGGGCUUCCCGCUGCUCGCCGUCUUCGUCGCCUGCUACUGGGCCGUGGCCUCCAGCGCCGAGGACUCGCUGGGCAAGCUGCAGGAGCUGGUGCAUGUGGCGCUCGUGGCCUUCCCGUGGGCCGUCUACGGGCUCGUGGGCGCCGGGCUGCUGCUCGUGCUGUGCAAGCCCGUGACGGUGUUUGCCAAGGACACGCGGGAGACGGCGGGGCCCAUCGUCACCCCCUACCUGGGCGUUGCCAGCUCCGAGGUCGACUUCCUGCACGUCAUCCCGCAGAUCUACAGGAGGAUGCAGGAGUCCCUGAAAAGCCACCUGGAGCGGGGUGGCUGCGGGGCCGCCGUGGCUGCCUACGGGCUGGGCAGCGUGUACUCGGCUGCCCUGGUCAUUGCACUGACCCUGCUGGCCUUCCUCCUGCUGCUCCUGCACAGCGAGCGGCUCAGUCUCGCCUUCCUGCUCCUCUUCCUGGAGGCCUUUGUGCUCCUGCACAUCCACGCCCGUGCCAGAAGCCUCGCUGGAGAUGCUGAGCCUUUUUCAGUGCCCUGGUAUGCGGUCAUCUCCUGGCUCCUUGCUGCUUCCCAGUUCUUCUAUUCCACAGGCCACCAGCCCAUCUUCCCAGCCAUCCACUGGAACGCAGCCUUUGUGGGCUUCCACCUCGACCACAGCACAAACCUGCUGCCCGCUCUCCUGGUGGGCGCCAACACGUUCGCCUCCCACAUCCUCUUUGCAGUCGGCUGCCCUCUGCUCCUGCUUUGGCCCUUUGUGUGUGAGGCGCCCAGCACACAGAGGAGGAAGGCCAGGAAGGAGCCCCGGGAGGAGCUGCACGAGGAAGAGGAGCACAUGAUGGAGAUGAGGCUGCGGGAGGCCCCGGACAGGUUCUCGGCGGCUCUGCUGCAGCUGGGGCUCAAGUGCCUCUUCGUCCUGGGCAUGCAGCUUCUGGCCUGUGUUUGUGCAGCUCUGAUCCUCAGGAGGCACCUCAUGGUCUGGAAGGUCUUUGCCCCAAAGUUCCUCUUUGAAGCACUGGGCUUCGUGGUGAGCAGCGUCUGCCUCCUGCUGGGCAUCUUGCUGGUGAUGCGUGUGGACUGUGCAGUGAGCGCCUGGUUCAGCCGGCUCCAGCUCAGUCGUGCCAAGGAGGAAGGAGGCGACUCGCUGUGCUGCCAGGGGCGCCCAGCUGCUACACCAAAGAACUUACAUCCAAGACAAUGGACUCUCCAAGGGCUGGACAUGCUCUUGCUUGCUUUCUCUCAUUGACAUUUUCAGUCUUCAGCAGCCAUCCCCGAGCUGCCCCCAUUUGCCUGCUGUUCUUCUGAAUUUGCCGGGAUGACCCUGUGGUUGCUACCAGAACCUGUUGGCUUCCCUUUGGCCCUGGUGAGAGCUGAGCCCUGGGAUGGGGUCCUGUCCUCCCUCCUCUCCCUGCUCGCAGGCACCUUCCCAUGGCACCUUCCCAGGGUUUCACUGCUCCCCGAGCAAAUCCAGGUUGGAAGCCCUUGGAGGUGGGUGGAGGGCAGGCCAGGGCUCUGGGACAAGAUGCAGUCUCUGAUGCUUCUCUCUUGGUGUCACGGUUCAGAGACAAACCAGCCCUGGAGGCAGGUGCUCCAAGGGGUUCGUUUCCAGUCCGUGUCUCCCUUGGGUGCCCGUGGCACGGGAGGUGGCACCCUCAGUGUGCUCCAUGGAGCAGUUUCCAUCCCGUGCUCAAUGGGGUGCUGAAGGCAUCAUGUCCGCACUUCCACCUGCCAGCAAGGAGGGAAAUCUCCCCUGGGAUCCUUCCCAGGUGCCAUGCCGGGGCCGGGACCCUUCAUACCUGUCAUGGGGGAGCGUUUGUGUCUUGUUUGUGCUGCCCAGCAGGAACAUGUUCCCAAAAAUGCACCACACAGUGAAAGACCAAGGCUCCCGGACCGUCUCUGGUGGCCGCCUCUGAGGCAAUGCCGGGAGAUGACGCUGCUUGGGGCCAGUCAACGUGGUGUGUCCCCAUGUCCAGCAGUUACCACCGCUUUGCAUGUCCUUUGCUUCAUCCUCUCUGUUUAUUCCUCCUGGGAUGUUUCCUUUAUUUACUUGAAGGAAUUGUCACGUUCUUGGCGUUUGUCUCCCCUUUCUCUUGGGGCAGCGGUCGGGACCAGGCUGCUCUCUCUUCCUAGGGCUGCCUUGACUCGCUACCCGGAUUGCAGGAAGAUUGUUUUUUAUUUUAUCCACCUCUCUGUGCCUCGGGACCCUAUUUGGGAAUAAAAU